Molecule: messenger RNA, 2757 nt
Organism: Xenopus laevis (African clawed frog)
Lineage: Eukaryota; Metazoa; Chordata; Amphibia; Anura; Pipidae
Gene: v2rc1.S
Product: vomeronasal receptor C-1 S homeolog
Exons: 8
Coding region: 1-2757 (918 amino acids)
Source: RefSeq, a predicted model, not a curated record
AUGAAAGAAAUGUGGAAUAUACUUCUGACCAGUCUGUUACCUUUUCUAGUUUUGGUAACUCAUGUCGACUCUUUGCAAACAUCUUCCAGAACCAAACAGAGCUGCUCAUUAAGGAUUGACAGUGAAAGCCCCGAAAGCUAUUUUAAAGAUGGGGACUUCAUCAUUGGUGGGAUCUUUCAAAUAUUUAUAUUGUGUGGUGGAGAAAAACAUGAUUUUAGGAAUUUCCCUUCUCCUCCAGUUUGUAUAGGACCAUCAUUCGGACACCUGUUGCAUCUCCUUGCAUUUAUUCAUGCUGUUGAAGAAAUCAACUCAAGACCAGAUAUUUUGCCAAAUAUUACUCUUGGAUUCCAUAUUUAUGAUGCAGGUUCCAGUGAGGUUUUGGCACUGAAAAGUACUUUGAAUAUAAUUUCACAGUCCAGAGAACCAACACCAAACUUCAUCUGUGCUAAGAAGAGCAAGACUGUAGCUUUACUUGGCCACUUACUGUUAUCUAUAACCUAUGUAAUCGCACAGAUCUCUCAACUUUAUGGAUACCCUCAGAUUAGCUAUGGUGUAAUGGAUCACAUAUCUAAAUACCACACUAUGUAUCCAUCCAUUCCAAGCGAGUUCAAAACCAUCACACAACUACUGGAGCAUUUUGGAUGGACUUGGGUGGGGAUCCUUGGAUCAGCUGAUGACAAUGGCCAGCAGACCAGUGAACAUCUAAAAAAGGAAUUGAUGGGGAGUGGAAUUUGUGUGGAAUUUCUGACCAUACUACAAAGAUUAUCGACACAUAAUAUUAAUAUUGCCAUUGGCAAUAUAAAAAGAUCUACAGCUAAUAUCAUUAUUCUUUAUUUGGCAGAUCCUUAUUUAAGAGUCAUGGCACGACAACGGACAUUUAAGUCCAUAUUUGGAAAGGUGUGGAUAUUUUCAGUUACUUUGGACAUAGCGGCAGAUGAUAGUUUUAGACCAUAUAUUCAUGCAUUUAAUGGCUCACUUAUGGUAACAAUUGGUAGAGGUGACAUUUUUGGUUUUAAGACCUUUCUAUCAAAUGUAUCUUUUAAAAAUAUGGCAGAUAAUGCUUUUAUUGUACUUUUUUGGUCAGUCUCUUAUGGAUGCUCACAUAAAGCAUUUAAUGAAGCGGAUACAGGAUCUACCUGUGGGCAUGAUAUGUGGAAAACUGAUUUAUUAAAAGAAGAAGCCAACACUUAUCGUAUGACCUACACUGUCUAUAACUCAGUUUAUGUUCUGGCACAAGCUUUACAUAUGAUUUUACAUGAAAAAGGUACUCAAGCUUCAAAAUCAGCAUUUAAGUUAAGCAAUUAUCUCAACCGCGUUCAUUCAAAAUCUUCAUCUGGAAAAAGCAUUGUUUCCACUGAGAAAGGCAAUUGUGCCAGCUUUGAUAUCCUCAACUGGGUCAUGUAUCCAAAUGACACAUGUCCCAGGUCAGUCUGCAGUGAACCUUGUCCACCUGGUUUUCAUAAAUCUCUUCAGAAUGGAAAACUGCCAUGCUGCUAUGAUUGUGUUCCAUGUUCCUGUGGAGAAAUAGCCAAUGUUUCAGACUCGGAGCAUUGUAUGAAGUGCCCAGAAGAUCACUGGUCUAAUCCUAGCAAAGAUCUCUGUAUCAAAAGAACUAUAGACUUCCUGUCCUACACGAAUCCCAUAGGAUCAACAUUAACUGCAAUUACAGUCACAUUUAGCUUAAUCACUACAGCUGUUCUAUGGCUCUUUGUAAGGCAUCAGAACACUCCAAUUGUGAAGGCCAAUAAUUGCCAUCUCAGCUACAUCCUCCUUGUGUCAAUUAUACUUUCCUUGCUCUGCUCCUUUCUUUUCAUUGGGCAGCCUACAAAAGUGACCUGCCUUUUGAGACAAAUUACAUCAGUGUUUAUGUUUAGCAUUUCUCUUUCGUCUCUCCUGGAAAAGACGGUAACAGUUGUUAUAGCUUUUAAUUCCACAAAGCCAAGAAACAUGUUCAAGAAGUGGUUUGGUUCUAAGACAACAAUUGUUAUGACAUUUAUUUGUUCUUUUGGGGAAUUUGUGAUUUGUAUUUGCUGGGUGGUAUGGGCUCCACCAUCUGUUGACUAUGACACCAAAUCAACACAUAACAAAAUAACCCUUCAAUGUAGAGAACAGUCCAUCACUGCAUUCAGUCUAGCCAUAUUGUAUGUUGGUAGUUUGGCUUUUUCUUGCUUUAUUGUUGCCUUCUUGGCAAGAAAUUUACCAGACAGGUUUAAUGAGGCCAAGCACAUCUCCUUCAGCAUGCUUGUGUUUUGCUGUGUCUGGGUCUCCUUUAUCCCAACAUAUCUGAGUGCCAAGGGCAAAUAUAUGGUGGCUGUGGAGAUCUUCACCAUCCUGGCAUCUAAUGCUGGGCUUAUAUUCUGUAUAUUUCUGCCAAAAUGUUACAUUAUAAUUCUAAAGCCUGAACUCAAUACCAAAAAUCACCUGAAAUACAUGAAACCACAAUCCCAUGUUCUCAACUAUUACCAUCAUUAUCUGGCAGCCUUAUUUGCCAUUGAAGAAAUCAACAAGAACACUAACAUUUUACCAAACAUCACUUUAGGCUUCCAUAUUUAUGACACAUUUUCCAGCGAGAGAGCAGCACUUGCAAAUACUAUGUACUACCUUUAUCAAAAACGUUACAUCUUCCCUUCAAUUGAAUUAGCUUGGAUGCAAGAACAGAAAACAUUAGAAAAUAACAAUAGGACAAGCUGCGGUUUUGGCUUGGUUUAUGAGAUGGUCAAUUCGACAGCCCUGCGAAAUAUUGUGUUUACAGCAUGA